Molecule: messenger RNA, 3064 nt
Organism: Ochotona princeps (American pika)
Lineage: Eukaryota; Metazoa; Chordata; Mammalia; Lagomorpha; Ochotonidae
Gene: SOX12
Product: SRY-box transcription factor 12
Exons: 1
Coding region: 566-1513 (315 amino acids)
Biological process (GO): positive regulation of transcription by RNA polymerase II; negative regulation of transcription by RNA polymerase II; anatomical structure morphogenesis
Molecular function (GO): DNA-binding transcription factor activity, RNA polymerase II-specific; RNA polymerase II cis-regulatory region sequence-specific DNA binding
Source: RefSeq, a predicted model, not a curated record
GGCACCUCGGUGUUUACACGGGGCGGCCCCGCGCGCGCCGCAGCGGCCCGCAGACGGCGAGGGGGAGGGGCGCGCGCGCCGGCGGGGCCGCGCGGGGAGAAAGACACUGGAAGGAGGCGGCGGCGGAGAGCGGCGCGCGCGGGCCGCGGCCGAGCCGGAGGCUGCAAGAAGAGGAGCCCGCGGGGUGCGAUCCCUCCGCUCCCCAGCUCCCGCAAAACAAUGUGUGGCGUGCAGCGGGGUCCCGACUCGCCGGGGGCGGCGGGGGCACGCCGAGCCCGCCUGAACCCGCGCGGCUGACCUUCUCCCACCCGCUCCCCCCCUCCCUGCCGCCGCCGUCCGUUGGGCCUGGGCGCCCAGCUCCUCGCUCCUCAGCUCGCGGGGGCCGGGCCGAGCCGCGGGGCGGGGCCGCCCCUCCGUCGCCGCCGCCACCGCCGCUGCCGCCGCCGCUGCUGCUGCUGCUGCUGCUGCCUCCUCCCUCAUCCUCUCCCCUCACCCCCCCCCCACGGCCGCGGAGGAUGCGGACGGCCCCCGGCGGCGGCGUCUAGCGGCCCCUGGCCCAGGCGCGAUGGUGCAGCAGCGGGGCGCGAGGGCCAAGCGGGACGGCGGGCCGCCGCCGCCCCCGGGGCCCGGGUCGACCGAGGAAGGGGCGCGUGAGCCCGGCUGGUGCAAGACCCCGAGCGGCCACAUCAAGAGGCCGAUGAACGCGUUCAUGGUGUGGUCGCAGCACGAGCGGCGGAAGAUCAUGGACCAGUGGCCGGACAUGCACAACGCCGAGAUCUCCAAGCGCCUGGGCCGCCGCUGGCAGCUGCUGCAGGACUCGGAGAAGAUCCCGUUCGUGCGGGAGGCGGAGCGGCUGCGCCUCAAGCACAUGGCGGAUUACCCGGACUACAAGUACCGGCCGCGCAAAAAGAGCAAGGGGGCGCCCGCCAAGGCGCGGCCCCGCCCCCCCGGCGGCGGCCACCGUCUCAAGCACGGGCCGCAGCUGCAGGGCCGCGGGGGCCGCCGGCCGGCGGGAGGGCCUCUGGGGGGCGGCGCGGCGGCGCCCGAGGACGACGACGACGACGACGACGAGCUGCUGGAGGUGCGCCUGGUGGAGACCCCCGGGCGGGAGCUGUGGAGGAUGGUCCCCGCGGGCCGGGCCGCCCGGGGCCCGGCGGAGCGCGGCGCCCAGGGGCCGUCGGGAGAGGGGGCGGCCGCCCCCGCCGUCGUCGCCGCCUCCCCGCCGCCGUCGGAGGACGAGGAGCCGGAGGAAGAGGAGGAAGAGGCGGCCCCGGCGGAGGAGGGCGACGAGGAGACGGUGGCGUCGGGGGAUGAGCCGUUGGGCUUUCUGUCCAGGCUGCCCCCGGGCCCCGUCGGCCUGGACUGCAGCGCCCUGGACCGCGAUCCGGACCUGCCGCCCCCUUCGGGCACGUCUCACUUCGAGUUCCCGGACUACUGCACCCCCGAGGUGACCGAGAUGAUCGCGGGGGACUGGCGCCCGUCUAGCAUCGCCGACCUGGUUUUCACCUACUGAGCCCACCGUCAGCGGGGCGCGCACGCCCCCAAACCAGCUGUUUACAUACAGGAAUCAGGUAUUGGGGCCCCUCGGAGGGCCGAGGCUGGCACCCCGUCUCCCGCACAGCCUCCUCCCCCUCCUAGACGUGCCCAUCCCCCCUCAGAUCCAGACAUGCCCCUCCCCCCGCAGACACACCCCAAGGCAGCCCAGCCCCCACCCUGCCCUGCCACCCAAGCCCCUCCCCACCGCGUCCCUCCCGCACAGCCACCAGCAGCCAGCCCCCCUCCCGAGCGGCUCCCGUCCGCGCCUCCGGACCCGCGCCCUGCCCCCUCCCUCGUCCGCCCCACUUUGCACACGCCCCUCCUCGUGGCCGGAGGACACGCCCUCUCGCCGCCUCGGGUGGGGGGCGACGCGGCCGGGCGGCCCCGCCCCUGCGGGGGGGAGGGGCGCGCUCCCUCUGAGCCCCCGGGGUCCGCCUCUCCGCCAGGGCCCGCCCCCUCCUCGCGCAUGCUUAGUGCUUCUUGGGAGGAGGGGGCUGGUGGCGGUGGAGCUGCACGCCGCGGUCGCUCCGACCCGGGGCGGGGGGAAAGGGGGGAGGGGAGGGGGUGCGGUGACUGUGGAGCGAGAUCCUGAGGAAUCCUUUGAUCUGGGAAUCAGUGGCUUCCUCUCCACCCGACGGGGCGUCACUGCCUUAAUGGGAGGAGCACUCCCAGAAGGGGGAGAAAGACUAGCUGGCGGGGAAGGGCUGGUCUGGGCCUCGAGCUCUCCCAAGCCUCCCUGACGGGGUCGCCCCCAGCACCCCCCGCACGCCACCUCCUUGGACUGCGCGAUGCCUUCUUACAGCCUGUCUUGGGCCCCAGGAACGUCCCUAUUUCGCCCCCUCCGCCCCCCAAAACUCCAACCCAACACAUCUACCAACUAGUCUUGUUUGGGGAUGGGGGCCUUGCUGCUUGCUCUCCUACCCCGGGGAGGCCCUUCCACCCCACCUCAGGGCACCCUCUCGGCCUGGGCUCCUCCCUCAGCCCGCCUCCCCUACCCACCCCGACCCCUCACCGCGGCAGUAUUGGGGCGGCGGGCCAGGGGCGCGGGGCCCUCGGCGGCCGCGCCAGUGAGGCUGAGGAGAGUGGAGGCGGGCCGUCGUGCCUCAGUUUCUCCUCGUGAGAAGCAUGGCGGGGGUGGAGUGUGGGGUUGGUGCCGCGGGUAGUAAGACGUCGGAUCAAAUUCUGGGGACCCCCGCGACCCUGCCGCUGUGGCCCCCCGCCUCUCCCUGCCCCAGCCCGCCCCCCCCCCCCCGCAUCCCGACCCCCUCGCCCUCACUACCUGUAUCUCGCCGGCGUGUGUCCGCCCCUUGCGGGCGGACACACACACUCAUUCACACACACAAAUCUCAGGAACACAUGGUCCCAGAGCCCUCCGGGACCCCCGCCCAGGGUCUCCGCAGGUCUCUGCCUCACGCGUUCCCGUCGCUGACAAAGCCACCAGCUGCCUCCUCGAAGCUUGGUGCUCCGCCUCUGGGCCUUUCUCGCGCUCUUUCUCCUUUUUUUCUCUUUUUCUCUCUUUCUUUUUUUU